Messenger RNA from Melanotaenia boesemani (Boeseman's rainbowfish), 3446 nucleotides. RefSeq names its product protein phosphatase 2, regulatory subunit A, beta b (gene ppp2r1bb). Gene Ontology annotation, biological process: protein dephosphorylation. Gene Ontology annotation, cellular component: protein phosphatase type 2A complex; cytoplasm. NCBI's taxonomy places the organism in Eukaryota, Metazoa, Chordata, Actinopteri, Atheriniformes, Melanotaeniidae. The record is from RefSeq and is a predicted model, not a curated record. Gene Ontology annotation, molecular function: protein phosphatase regulator activity; protein binding. The transcript has 15 exons. The coding region runs from base 55 to 1824 and encodes 589 amino acids.
AAACCCCGUAGUGCCGAACAGCAGCGCCAUUCGGUAAUUGCAACAGUAUCCAAAAUGGCAGGAGCUGAUGGAGACGAUUCUCUUUACCCUAUCGCUGUUCUAAUUGACGAGCUGCGAAAUGAAGACGUCCAGUUACGUCUUAACAGCAUCAAGAAGCUGUCCACCAUUGCUCUGGCUCUUGGUGUAGAGAGGACUCGGACUGAGCUCCUUCCUUUCCUUACAGACACCAUCUAUGAUGAGGACGAGGUACUUUUGGCAUUGGCUGAGCAGCUUGGCAAUUUCACUAUGUUGGUGGGAGGACCAGAGUAUGUCCACUGUCUCCUGCCUCCCCUGGAGAGUCUUGCUACAGUGGAAGAGACAGUAGUCAGAGACAAAGCUGUGGAAUCUCUGCGAAAGAUCUCUCAGGAGCAUUCUCCAGUUGACCUGGAGGUUCAUUUUGAACCCUUGGUGAAACGGCUGGCCAGUGGUGACUGGUUCACCUCACGUACAUCAGCCUGUGGCCUCUUUAGUGUGUGUUAUCCACGUGUGUCCAGCACUGUCAAGGCUGAAAUCAGACAGCAUUUUCGCACCUUGUGCUCUGAUGACACUCCUAUGGUGCGCCGAGCUGCAGCAUCUAAGCUUGGGGAGUUUGCCAAAGUCCUGGAGUUGGAUUAUGUAAAAAGUGACAUAAUUUCUCUCUUCACUGCUUUGGCCUCAGAUGAGCAGGACUCAGUGCGGCUGCUUGCAGUGGAGGCUGGUGUCAGCAUAGCCACUCUGCUGCCUCAAGAGGAUCUGGAGACACUGGUUAUGCCAACCCUGCGCCAGGCAGCAGAAGAUAAAUCCUGGAGGGUCCGAUACAUGGUGGCUGACAAGUUCUCUGAGCUCCAGAAAGCUGUGGGGCCAGAGAUCACAAAGAACGACUUGGUCCCAGCCUUCCAGAAUCUUCUGAAGGACUGCGAGGCUGAAGUUCGAGCUGCUGCAGCCAACAAAGUCAAAGAAUUCUGUGAGAACCUCCCGGAAGAUAAUCGUGAGCAAAUCAUCAUGACUCACAUCCUGCCCUGUGUCAAGGAGCUCGUUUCAGACACCAACCAGCAUGUGAAGUCAGCCCUGGCUUCAGUUAUUAUGGGCCUUUCGACCAUCCUGGGCAAGGACAACACAAUAGAACACUUAUUGCCACUCUUCCUGGCUCAGCUUAAGGACGAGUGCCCUGAGGUGCGACUUAACAUAAUCUCCAACCUAGACUGUGUGAAUGAGGUGAUUGGCAUACGUCAGCUCUCCCAGUCACUGCUGCCAGCCAUUGUGGAGCUGGCUGAGGAUGCUAAGUGGAGGGUCCGCCUUGCCAUCAUAGAGUACAUGCCCUUGUUGGCAGGACAGCUGGGAGUGGAAUUCUUUGAUGAAAAGCUUAACACUCUUUGUAUGGCUUGGCUUAUUGAUCAUGUGUAUGCCAUUCGUGAGGCAGCCACCUGUAACCUAAUGAAGCUUGUGGAAAAGUUUGGAGCAGAGUGGGCUCAAAACACCAUUGUGCCCAAGGUGCUGGGCAUGGCCAAUGAUCCCAAUUACCUCCACAGGAUGACCACUUUAUUCUGCAUCAACGCUUUGUCAGAAGCUUGUGGCCAGGAGAUCACCACUAAGCAGAUGCUACCGGUGGUCCUGAAGAUGUCCAAUGACCAGGUGGCCAAUGUGCGCUUCAAUGUGGCCAAGUCACUUCAGAAGAUUGGCCCAGUGCUUGACAGCAAUGCCCUCCAAACAGAAGUGAAGCCAGUGCUGGAGAAGCUGGCCUCUGACUCUGACAUGGAUGUCAAGUACUUUGCCCAGGAGGCUAUCAGUGUUCUUGCCCUAGCAUAACCGACUUAACAUGGCUAAACCACAUACCCCCCAGAAACAAAAUCAAAACACUUUUGCAAGAUAUUUAUUGAUGUAUCAGGAACAACUGGUUAAUGUAUAGAGAAGCUGUUAAGAACUGUCCCCCCCCCCCCUUUUUUUUUUUUUUAAACUGCUGUCCACUGGUUGUCCAUGUCCGGGUAUAGCACAUGCUUCUGUCAACUGUCCUCUAUGCUGUAAAUGGCUGCUUUUAGAAAGUGUGAUUCAGCUGAAUUAAGUGGUGCAUGCUGACUAACUGUACUGUAUUGUACUUGCUAGGCAUUGCUAACCAGAACCCCUCUUACAUUCCUCCCUGGUACUUCCACCAUUGUACUUGAGCCAUUCGUUGCAGCAUCCCACGUCUGUGUUUGCUACCUGGAAUGGUAGCACAGACUCUGUGCUGCUGCACUUUUUCUCCCAGUGCUAGAUGGAAACUUUUACCUGCAUUUGCUGAGCUUCCUCCUGAAUCAACACUUUGACCACUCUUUUUCCCAGAGACACUAAUGUGGCUCUUCAUAGAAAUGAUUGAAAGUCUGUGCAGGUCAAGUAGGCGUCUUACUUUUUACUCUUCCUUUCCCUCUCUCCUCUGCUAUACUAAACCUGCUGUCUCCUAAAUGCUUUACAGAUUAGUAAUAUACAAAGCCCUGACAAAGAAAUAAUGGAGUGUCUAUCACUGCAUUUAAUCUAAUGAGCCUUCUCUGUGAUUGCAUGUACUUAUCAAUCUAACAUGGUGUAUUUUUCCAACUCCAUUGUCCUGACUACCGUGCCCUCCUGCACUGUUUGUUCUGUGCAGCAACACAGAUUGGAUUGGUCAAACAAAUUAAUUGCCUUGGCCCAGUGUAAUGGGGACCAGCUCGGUUUUAGCAUGUUGCUCAUAAUUAUUUCUCCUCCAAAUCCUCUGAUUUUCUUGUGGGGUGGAAGGCAGUAGUGGUGAUUUUCUGCAAUGUGUUUUCAGCAUUUCUUUUUAGUUUUGCCAACAACAAACAGUGGUGUUUUCUGUUUAGUUUGCCUGGGUAAACAGUUUUUGCAUCCCAUGUUCCUUAAAGAGCCCUUCUUUUCUGUAAAGGAUUCUUUUUCUGACGUUAAUGGAACAGUAAAAUAAAAUUGAUAACAGCAAUCUGGGGAGACAAAGCCACAGCACUUUUGUGCCACCUAAUUUUUCUUUUUUGUUUUUCUUUCUGUAAAUCCAUGCCAAGUUCUCUGUGCAUAAGGUCUGAAAGCAUACAAUUAGUGAAGGUCAAGGGGUUUUUCUAUUUAAAUCUGAGCUCAAACAUCUUUACAUGACAGAAAACAGGCAUGCUUUAAAAAUAUUGGAUUGGGGGAACCUGGAGCUAGUGUAUGUAAAGUUGCAUAAUGUUUUAUUGGGUGGGAGCUGGGGUGGUUAUGGGUGGCUGAAUAAAUGUAUCGUUUCUGUAAUAAGAUAAAAUUUUGUCUCUCUCUGAACUACUUCUGUUCCCUAAUCCCUCCUCUCAUUCUGUCCUCUUGAAUAAACCGCGAUUGUCGAUUGUCCUGAAUGACAAAGACUGCUUUAUUUUUAUUUAGAAUUUUCUUCACGGUUUGGAUGCUGUACUACUGUACCUUGAUCUGAAUAAAGUAACAAACUGUUA